This is a messenger RNA of Fusarium coffeatum, 774 nucleotides long. RefSeq lists its product as uncharacterized. Bases 1 to 774 code for a protein of 257 amino acids. Gene Ontology annotation, cellular component: mitochondrial large ribosomal subunit. The record is from RefSeq and is a predicted model, not a curated record. Gene Ontology annotation, molecular function: structural constituent of ribosome. Lineage: Eukaryota; Fungi; Ascomycota; Sordariomycetes; Hypocreales; Nectriaceae. The transcript has a single exon.
AUGACAUCCUGGGCCCCCGCGCGGCCGGCUUUGAGGGCCCUGGCUUCAUCAUCGCCAGUAACUCCCGCUCGGGCUUUCAGCACAACGCUCCCUCAGCAGACCAAGACGAUCAAGUCACACCUUCUACCUGGCCGUCUCAUUCCUCCGUAUCCCUAUGGCGAGCGUCAAGUCUAUAAGCAAUCCAACAAGGGUCUUUAUGGCUCCGCAAGAAUUCGAUUCGGUAACACUGUUGCGGAGAAAUACAACAACAAGGCCCGCCGCUUCUGGCGCCCGAACGUCCACGUCAAGGUUUUCAAGCUACCCGCCCUCAAUGCCAACGUCAAGACCCGUCUUACACUCCGCGUUCUCAAAACCAUCCGUCGCGAGGGUGGCCUCCAGGAAUACCUACUCAAAAGCAAGCCCGCCAGGAUAAAGGAGCUCGGCCCCGGUGGCUGGAACUUGAGGUGGCUUCUUAUGCAAUCCAAGGAUAUUCAGAAGAAAUUCAACGCCGAGCGUGUUGCACUGGGCAUGGAGCCCAAAGAAAUCGAGGAUAGAGACGAUAUCAUCCAAUAUGCGCUCGAUGUCGCCACACCCGGUCCCUUGAGCAAACGCAGUCAGGCGACCCGGGGCGAACUUAUGGCACAGGAGUUUGUGUUGGGCGAAGAGGACCUGGCCGAUUUGGAGGGCAUUGAAGAACUAUCAGAUGAAGAUGAGGCAUUGCUGCUCAAGGAGUUGGAAAACGCGGAGGCCGGUUCCGAGACGACAUCGAAGGACACGCAAAGGAUAUCAGUGUAA